This is a messenger RNA of Neurospora hispaniola, 2063 nucleotides long. RefSeq names its product RNA polymerase II-associated. Gene Ontology annotation, biological process: transcription elongation by RNA polymerase II. Gene Ontology annotation, molecular function: RNA polymerase II complex binding; chromatin binding. The transcript has 2 exons. The coding region runs from base 191 to 1663 and encodes 490 amino acids. NCBI's taxonomy places the organism in Eukaryota, Fungi, Ascomycota, Sordariomycetes, Sordariales, Sordariaceae. The record is from RefSeq and is a predicted model, not a curated record. Gene Ontology annotation, cellular component: Cdc73/Paf1 complex.
GCAACCGCGCCUUCACCUGCAUCUCGACCGCGACUCACUUUCGCUGCGACCACUUUCAUCACCUUGCUCUCGAAGCUCCGACUCCCGUCUAAACUCAACCCACAAUCAUCAAUCUUAACCCGACUCGGUUUUCACAGCCACCCACAUCCACACGACAUCAUCAUAUAAUCACACAACACAGACAAACACCAUGUCGCAACACCCACGAGGGCGCGAAGAGCGCAUGAUCCACCAAGAUUACAUCGCCAGAAUCAGAUACUCCAAUGCUCUACCACCCCCUCCUAAUCCGCCCAAGCUGCUCAACAUCCCCAGCACGGGCCUGUCGAGCGGCCAAUACACCAAUCCUGGCUUUGCCUCGCGCCUUGCGCGUGAGCAGCCCCUAAACAUCGAGGUCGAUGCCGAGCUCGGUAUGCCUCUAGACCUGGUCGGCAUGCCAGGUGUCUUUGACGGCAACGAGGAUGCCAUCUCUGCACAGAACCCCCCGCCACCUAUUCACCCACACGAUCGUCUUCUCCUCAGACCACUCAACACACUCGGCAAGCCUAAGAUCGGCACCGAGUCGGUAUCUUUCCUCCGCCGCACCGAAUAUAUCGCUUCCGUACAAGUCAAGAGGGACAAUGUCUUCCUCAACAACCGCUCUUCCAAUAGCUCCAACAAGGACAACGCCCUUAAGCGACCUCAGAAACGCAAGGCCUCUCCCGAGCCCGACAAGGGCACUCCCGCCUGGAUCCGUCGCCGUAUUGAGAAGAGCUUUGAUAUUGCCGCAGCCAAUCUGGCCGACAAGACCAAGGUCAGGCAUCCGACCAAGCGCAACGUCAAAUGCAUCGAUGCUUUCCCUCUACUCCCCGACACCACGGCAUUCCCCGACUCUGGUGCUUACGUGACGGUCAAGUUCACCACCAACCCCGUUAACUCGAGCGACAAGUAUGAUCCUCGCAUACUUGCGGGCAUCUUGAAGCCCAUUGAGCGGAGUGAAGCCGAAGAACAAGCCUUCCAGCUGGCGCAAGAGCUACACAAUGAAGACCCACAGAACCAUCCUGCCCCUAGUUCCAUGAUGAACUACAACCUAUUUCUUCCCUCGGAUGCCAAGGAAAGUAAUCUUUUCCGCGCGAGAUUCGACGUCGACAACCCGGACCGCGACUCUGAAGGUCUAUACCCACACAAGGACGGCAAGGGCCCGCACUUUGUGUUCCCCCGCCUGCGCCCCUACGAGACCUCGGCCGAGACCGAGUACGAUCACGACACGAAAUACAAUGGCGAAGUUAUCUUGGCGUUCCGCGACGACGUGGGAGAGGGCGACAGCACCACCGAUCAGAGGGGCAUGUACUACUAUCCCAUUAUGCAGCGCAGCACCCUCCGGAAUCAGCGCACUCGCAACAUUGCACAAAAGAUAGCCGACGACAGCGAGAGGUUCCCUGACGAGUUGCACGUAACAAUCGAUGAGCCGCAUGAGGGCCUCAAGGCUGAUAUCAAGCAAUUCGAGCUUAACCCGAUCGGAUACUCUGGUGUCAGCGAGGAGUACCAGGAGGAGCAGACGGAGCAGCAGGGGCAAGCGGAGCGUCAUGAUGAGGAGGAGGAGGAGGAGGAUAGGCGACGUGAGAGAGAUGCUUCUGAGAAGGCGGAUAGUCCCCGCCGCCACACGGAUGACGAGGACGACUACUAGACAUGAACCACCAAAAACGUCAGUGAAGAGGAGAGCCCGGUGGAUGAAAAAGGAUGUCGUGAAGGAAGAGGCUGUCGUGAGAAAAGCGCUCACUCUAAAAGGCUCCUCUGAAGGAUUUGUAAGAAAAGAGUUCAGUUUAGAAACAGAUGAGAGCUCUCCGUGCCGUGGGCGGCGUAACCCUCAACGUCAUUUUUGAAGGGAAGGUAUUGUGGAAAGCGGCUUGUAGUUAACCCAGCAUUAUUACUGCAAAGGUCGCAAGGAAGGAGCAGCACAUGCUUACAUUGACUGGAACACAAUAAUAGUGUCAGACGUGAUAAAAAGAGGACAGGGUACCUAGCAUCAGUGGUACGGAAUAAAAUGAAUUGGGUAUCUUUCAGUCUCCCUAUUUCCAACCCCUCCU